Molecule: messenger RNA, 1440 nt
Organism: Sceloporus undulatus (fence lizard)
Lineage: Eukaryota; Metazoa; Chordata; Lepidosauria; Squamata; Phrynosomatidae
Gene: CCDC166
Product: coiled-coil domain containing 166
Exons: 1
Coding region: 61-1101 (346 amino acids)
Source: RefSeq, a predicted model, not a curated record
CAGAGGACCCACAGCCGUUGUGCCUUCGGCAGAGCCCCGCGCCCCACUGCUGGCUCCAAGAUGGCCCCCAAGAAGGCCAAACCGAAGGGGAAGAAGGCCAAGGGCAAAGGGCCAGAGAAGGUCCCCCGGAGCACCCUGCCCUACGUCAGCGAGAAGGAAAAGUUUCUGCAGAAGGAGCAUGUGACACUGACGGAGCACAUCAAGAGCUACACGGAGCGCGUGCGCCACUUCCAGUGGGAAAACAACUUCUUGGACAAGGAAGCCCAGCAGAUCCGGGACACCAACAAGGUCUAUCUCUCCUACUGGGCCCGGCGCAACCUCAGGUUCCAGAACGCCAUCAUUUCCCUGAACGACCAGAAUCGCUUUGACCUGGAGCAGAUCCGGAAGGAGAAGGUGCAGCUGGCCGCCUGGUACACGGUGAAGGAGCAGGAGGUGCGCGAGGAGCUGCUGCGGCUGGAGGCGAAGAUCUGCGUCCUGGACAAGGACAUAGAAGCCCUCCGUCCCUGGCAGGAGCUGCAGGCGGAGCAGCUGGCCCGCAUCCGGGAGCUGGAGAAGGAGCUGCUGGCCAUGAAGGUCCACCACUCGGAGCAGAUGCACAAGGUCAAGAGCCGCUUCCUGCAGCUGGUGGCCGAGUACGAGAUGGAGGCGCAGCAGAAGGUCCAGGCCCUGGCCAAGCUGGCCGAGAAGGAGGCCGUGCGCUGCCUCAUCCUGCACACCAAGCAGAUCAAGGCCGACAGCUGGCGCCUGCACCACGACCUGGAAGCCCUCAUCAAGGAGGCCCAGCGGCUGAAGACCUUCCUGGGCCAGCUGAAAGGCCAGCAGCGCCAGCUCCUCCGGGAGCACCAGUACCGCCAGGACCUGGCCCGCCUGCGCAGCUGGCUCCGGCCCCCGGGCGCCCGGAUGGUCAUCACCCCUGGCAGCUGCUUCCGGUGCAGCCCCUUGGCCAUAGGCAGGUCCCUCUCCACUCGGGGGUCUGCGAGCAGCGAAACCCUGGCCCCCGAGUGCCAGGCCAGCUGCUCUGCCCCAUGGGCCACACGGCCCUCCUGGCCCUGCAACACUCCUGCAGGGACUCCAAGGAAAGAGAGGGGCUGCUCCUCCUGAGCCUUGGAGGGAGGAGAAAGAGCGGGAGGCUGUGUCCGUGCCCAAAUGGAUGCCCAGACAUGGCCUCCCCCGCCCCAUGCUGCAGCCGGGCGCAAUACAACGCCAACGCUGCCCUGCAGGCCCAGCAGAAGAGGCUGAGAAAGAGAAGGAGGAGGAGAAACAGCAAAAGGAACCCAAGGCCCAGUGGAGAUUUGCACUGCUGGCCUCGAGUGCGAUGUCUGCAGCACCAGCUUCCUUCCGCUUUCUGGUUUUGAGUUUUGAGUUGUAGGUUGCUAAGGUUGUUUCUUGCUCCUCUUACAAAGUUUGUUCCUGUUGUAAGUCACUUGGAGACUAUAAAUG